AAUUAACAAUUUUAAAUGACAGUAUUCGAAGGAGGCCUCGAGGCCCCAUCUCAUUCCUGGGGCAAGUCCAAACCGAUGAGAAAAACCCUAAUCAAAUCCUUCCCCGUUCCCGCUGCGGAUCCUUUCUUUCGCCAGUUUCAACCUCCCUGUCCGUACAGAAAUGGUGGUUGUCACAAAUUUGACCCCGUUCCACCACCUCAAAUCCCCACGCUGCACAUUAGCUCAAGAUUCUGCCUCGACCGCAGGUGGGUAUUCACUACUUCUCUUCCUCCUCCCGAGUGGAUAGAACCUUUUGUAGAUAUCUCUGAUAUAGCGUCACAUCCCAAAAAUUUGCAUCCUUCUCCAUGGGUCAAUCGUAUUCUUGAACUUUUACAUGAUUCCCCUGGCAUGGAGUCCAAUUUAGACUCUUAUUGUCACAAGUUCAUGAUUCUAUUGUCACCGAAUUUUGUAUCGUUUAUUUUGCGUUCUGAUAAGCUUCAGGGAAAAUGUGAUAUUGCUUUUAGGUUCUUUUCUUGGGCUGGUAAACAGAGGAAUUAUACCCAUAAUCUUCAAUGCUAUGUUUCUUUGAUCGAUAUUUUAUCCAUCUCGGGCGAUUUGGAUAAAGUAAAGCGCGUCUUUGGUGAAUUAAAAGCUAGAGGUUUUAUAAUGACAGUUUCUGCGGCAAAUUCUUUGAUUAGGAGUUGUGGUGUUCUUCCGAUGGUUGAGGAGCUAUUGUGGGUGUGGCGUCAAAUGAAAGAGAAUGGGAUUGAGCCAAGUUUGUAUUCGUAUAAUUUCUUGGUAAACGGAUUAGUGAAUUCAAUGUUUCUUGAAUCCGCUGAGCGGGUGCUUGAGGCUAUGGAGGGUGGAAAAGUUGGACCUGACGUUGUAACUUAUAAUACGAUGAUUAAAGGCUAUUGUAAGGGAGGGAAGACCCAGAAGGCUAUGGAGAAAUUUAGGGAUAUGGAAGUUAGAAACAUGGAACCUGAUAAGAUAACUUAUAUGACCUUGAUCCAGGCAUGUUACUCAGAGGGAUAUUUUAAUUCUUGCUUGGGUCUUUAUCAUGAAAUGGAAGAGAAGGGCCUGGAAAUUCCACCCCAUGCCUAUAGUUUAGUGAUUGGAGGGCUAUGUAAGGAAGGGAAACCUGUGGAAGGAUAUGCUGUUUUUGAAAAAAUGAUAAAAAAUGGUUGUGGUGCUAAUGUGGCAAUUUAUACAGCAUUAAUUGAUUCACAUGCAAAAAGUGGAAAUGUGGAAAAGGCAAUAGAACUAUUUGAGAGAAUGAAGGAUGAAGGGUUGAAACCAGACAAGUUUACGUAUGGUGUUGUUGUUAAUGGAUUAUGCAAGAAUGAGAGAUUAGAGGAGGCCAUGAAGUACUUUGAAAUUUGUAGAGAGAGUGGAGUGGGAGUUAAUACUGUGUUCUAUUCCAGUCUCAUUGAUGGUCUUGGAAAGGCUGGAAGGAUGGAUGAAGCCGAGGAGCUUUUUGAAGAGAUGGUUGUGAAGGGAUGCCCCCGAGACUCAUUUUGCUACAAUGCCCUUAUUGAUGCUCUUUCCAAGUGUGGGAGGGUCGAUGAAGCAUUAACACACUUCAAUAGAAUGGAAGAUGAAGGUUGUGAUCAGACUGUUUAUACAUAUACUAUACUCAUCAGUGGACUGUUCAGAGAACAUAGAAAUGAAGAGGCAUUAAAGUUAUGGGAUAGAAUGAUUGAUAAGGGUAUUACACCCACUGCAGCUUCUUUUCGAGCUCUUUCAGUUGGACUUUGCCUUUCAGGAAAGGUCACACAGGCUUGUAAGGUUUUGGAUGAUCUAGCGCCGAUGGGGAUCAUUCCUGAGACUGCUUUCGAAGAUAUGAUUACUGUGUUGUGCAAAGCAGGGAGGAUUGAGCAGGCUUGUAAAUUGGCUGAUGGGAUUGUUGAUAGGGGUCGAGAAAUACCAGGUAAAAUUCGUACUGUUCUAAUAAAUGCCUUGCGAAAAGCAGGAAAUGCAGAUUUGGCCAUGAAGUUGAUGCAUAGUAAGAUUGGAAUUGGAUAUAACAGAAUGGGUAGCGUCAAAAGGCGAGUGAAGUUCCGAAUUCUCAUUGGCAGUUAAUUCAUACACCUUUUGGGGCCAUAUUUGUUAAUGACGUUCCUUUCAGCUAAGCAUUUUGAGGAUACAAUGAUACUGCUUACUGGUUAAGACGUGCAGAGCUGAUAAUGACCCUCCUUUUUUAUCCUAGCUUUUGAUAGUUCACUUUACUGAGCUCUGCAGAAUGGAUUGGAUGAGUGAUAUAUUCCACAGUUAUUCCUGGAAACCUUAUCUAGUUCUCAUAUGCCUUGGGAUUCAACUGGAUGGCAGAAAUUCUAAUCCAGGCAUCUGCUGGAGAUAUAAAGAAGUAUGGGUUUCAUUGCAGCUGAAUCUUAUGGUCAAAUUCUGGACAUUUUUUAAUUGCAGUUGACAAAAAUGUGCAGGUAAAAUUCUGGUUUUGGGGCCUUUUGAUAUGUUGGAUGUUUGUUGCAUGUAUGAUUGCUUGCAAGAAUGUUUAGGAGACCUUGGACUGUAGUCCCUUGUGCAAGUUUUUGGUUGAUUUGGAAGGUAUUUAAGUAAAGGAAAAUUCCAAAAUUUUGGAGCGUCCUUUGGUCUAGUCGUUUUGCACCCUUUGCACAGUGUUUUUAUUUUUAUUUAUUUAAAAUGUAUUUCUUUUCUUAUAGUAAAAUACAUCUUAUUUGUUUACUUUUUUAAACGUGCAUUUUUGGUUAAAAAUUUGAAUUUGGGACAACCGAGAGAAGGAUGUAUGCACAGAGCAUAGAGUAUCAGUUUUGUCUUACUAGUACUGUAUCAAUGGGCAAAGAUAGCAUGCAAAACCUUGCACCAUGAAGUGAACUAAACCUGGUAAAUCUGGAACUCAAGAUUGAAAUGUAUGCUCAACCAUUGUUCUGAAAUCUGAAUUAUAGAAGGAUUCACUUUUAUCUUUUAGUCUUGCUUUAAUACGCACAUAUUGCAAUGGUACUCUCUUGCUUGGUGUACAUAUUUACACAGGCUGUAACCGUAUACAUUCAAAGGCAAAAUAACAGUACAAAUAAGCACUUUGUGGUCAUGGACUACUUUUAAAACUUGAUGCACGUAUUUACACAAACAGCUAAACCAUCAAUGACCAACAAUAGCCACAAAUUAAUCAACAUAUCAUCUUCAAGGUGCUACCUAUUGUUUAAGGGAAGGCAGAAUUUAAGACCUCGUAGAAGUUUUUUUGCCCAGGCUGAGAAGCAGUUAUUGUUUGCUCUUUUGCUAAUUCGGUUUUUGUUUUUUGUUUUGUUUUGUUUGUUUGUUUGUUUGUUUGAUUUUUUUUUGGGUGCUUGGAACACAACAUACUUGUGUAGGACCAAGGAUAUAUAUUGCCCUAACUUAUAUGGUGUUGAGAAAUAAAUGAGUUCCACGUAGCUGUCAGUUGAAAGGAUUUUGGUUGUCACAUGGCAGGUAUUGUCCAUCAUGCUGGCGUUGACAUGUAAUCACAGAUUAACAGUAACUUACUGUUUUUAAUUUUUUUAUUGUUCUUUUAUUUAUUUUUUUUCCAUAUCAAUUCCAGCAGUAUCUUACUAUCUUAGAUGGCAGUCCAAGGCGUCUGGGAAAUCAUUGUAUCAAUGGUUUUCAACAUGGACCUGGGACCUGAACCUGGUCCAAUGUGGUUAAGGGUUGCUGGGUAUGAACUAUGAACCACAAAUAAGGCAACCUAAAUAUUGUUCAAUUCAAUUAAGCUGUGAAUUAAACUUGGUUUGUUAAUAGUUCUUUCUGAUCUAACUUGAUCUGAUAGUGCCAGCUGGGUUCCUAGAGAUAGUGGUACUCCAGAAUCUGAUUAGUGUAUAUGAUAUCGUCAAAAUUUGAUACUUCCCACAGUUAGCUGAUCCAUCUGAAUGAUGAAUGAUGAAAAUGGUAUGGAUGAACUGCCUAUCAGUGCUCAACUAGCCAACGGUCAUGUGUAAGAGUUGGCAAUUGAUAACUUAUUUGCACUUGCACUAAUGCGGGCAAACAUUUGUUUGUUCCAUGUUCAUCAUAUGAGGACAGAAGGCUACUGGAGUUUGUAUUGUAGGGGACUUAUUCCCUUCUGGUUUUUUCCUUUUCCUGCUCCUCUUUUUGCAUCGGUUGCUGGAUGAAGAUCCUGUUGCUGAGUCAUGCUUUAGCAGUUGGAGUUGUUAUUCAAUAUUACAGAAGCAGUUAUUGCGGUGGAGAUGGCACCUGAUUUGCUCAACACAUGCGGUGGUGGAGAAUUACUGGUUGUGUGUACGUCACGAUCCUUCUCUCAAUUGGGUUCUCACAGAUAUUAAUUAGAUUAGAUUGUUUUUUGCUCUGUGUCACGGACCCCCAAAAUGGGACUCAAGUAAGGGCCGUGUGGCACUCGUUGAGAGCUCUCCCUUGACAAGUCAGCCAAGUCUCACACGUUCAAGCCUGCAAUCACGAGCACCUGGACCAGGUAACUUGGGAGCUGAUCGCGAAGGGACCUAAAGUGGGGUAAGGAUGGCUGACUAUUUGAAGUUGAUGGUAAUUUACCUGCUCACUGAAGGAGUUAUAUUAACACGAAGAGAAAAGAGAUCCAGAAGAAAUUUAUAGUGGUUGUGGCUCCUUAGUAUGAAACUUUUUAAUCAAUUGUAAUGCUAAUUAAUGGUGAAGUUGGAGAAUUUUAAUUUGUCGAAAGAGACUUAGUAAUAAGGAGGAUGACUAGUUAUGGUUUUUAUUUAGUCAAAGUUAUGUUAAGUAAUGAUUAUUGCCAAAUACAAAUUCGUGUUUCCAAA
This is a messenger RNA of Malania oleifera, 4733 nucleotides long. Its product is annotated as pentatricopeptide repeat-containing protein At1g03560, mitochondrial. NCBI's taxonomy places the organism in Eukaryota, Viridiplantae, Streptophyta, Magnoliopsida, Santalales, Ximeniaceae. The transcript is spliced from 5 exons. The coding region runs from base 16 to 2061 and encodes 681 amino acids. The record is from RefSeq and is a predicted model, not a curated record. Gene Ontology annotation, molecular function: protein binding.